AUGAGGGCGGCUGCCGUCCUCAGUGUGGCGCUCGGCGUCUCGUCCGAAAGCGCGUGGGGGCGGCCGAGCGACGCCGUCGAGUGCGACCGACUCGGAGCGCAGUCCGCGCACGUCGUGGGCGUGCCGGGGGCUUUCUGCGUGCACGUGCGCCCGUGCGAAGGCGUUGGGCGCGGGGCAGCUGACGAGAGGCUCUCGUGUCCGCUCGCGGGUCAGUGGGACGUCUUGGGCGAGUCGGAGCUCCCGACGGACAGCUGCUGUGCGGUGGUCGACCGCACUAGCGGUGCAGUGGGCUGCGUCCUCAUUAGCGAAACCGAAGAGCGGAACGUCGUGUGUCUGCGGUCUGCUGACGUGAUGACGAGGACAACGAACGCGACAGAGGCUUUGCCAGUGACGACAACUGCAGAGGCUGCGGAAGGACGUGCGUCGGUAGUACCUGAGGCAGGCGGUCGAGACACGCGGACGAUGGCUUUGACGUUGGAUCCAGUGGCGGGCGCGACCACCCCAAAAAUUGCUGCGACGGCUACUGCCCCUAUGGUUGCUACGACAUCAGCUGCUGCGGCAGUGCAAGAAGAUCACGGGGUGCCGCCUUCGUCUCCGGUGGUGGCGACUCUGGCUCCAGUAGCGCCGGAGUAUGCUGCUGUGGCAGGGGCUACGGGUUGGACGACGGCACCUUCAGGGUCUGUACUAGCCGCCACGUCUGCUCCAGUGGCUGCAACUCCAGUCGCUGAUGCUGGUUCAUCAAUCCCGAUGCCGACGACAUUGGCGCCGUCCGUGGCACCUCCUACAACUCCGGCAACCGUUACGGCUGCCGCCGUCACUGUGUCCGAGUCAAGCCCGUUCAGUAGCGGACCAGUGACGACUCCACCAGAAUUGAGCUCGAUGUCAGACGCGACCGACUCGGCGAGCUCGGCCGACAUGAUGCCUCCACCAGAAUGGAGCACGACGUCAGACUUAUUCGACACGACAAGUCAGUCCGAAUCGAGCUCAAUGUCAGGCUCGACCGACUCGGCGAGUCAGUCCGAAUCGAUGUCGACGUCAGGCUCGGCCGACAUGAUGCCUCCACCAGAAUGGAGCACGAUGUCAGGUUCGAUUGAUGCAGAUUUGGCGCUCGCGCCUACUCCGAGUCCGCCGGCAUUGCCUCCAUUCACAGCAACGUCUUCGUCACAGUCAGGGUCGGACCUCGCUGAUGGGCCACCGGUUGCUUCGACGACAAAUGCGACAAGUCCGCAGCUGUUGACGACCCCAUCACCGUCCGAACAGAGACCAGCGUCAGGGUCGUCAGACGACAUCUCGACAACAGCGACAUCGACCGUUGUGGUAUCCGGAUCCGCGUCUGGCUCUGAUGCCAGCAACGAAACUGGAUCAUUUCCAGAAGUUUCCGUUGCGAAUAUGUCUACGCCAGUGCCAACGACUAUGCCCGCGGCACUUUCGUCAAGUGGAAAUGGAAGUUAUCCGGAGACAGGAUCGAGAGGGGUUGGGCCCACAGGGUCAGUCGUCGGGCCGCGUGCUACGGCUGCAAGCCCGACUAUGAACAGCAGCUCAGAUCCCUCGCCAUGGUUGGGUAAUGUGGGUUUCGGGUCAGGCGCGAGCUCGGGAAGUGCUGACGUCGGUGAUUUCUGGUCGUCAGCAAGCAAGUCAAGAGGGGAUGGAAGUCUGGACAGUGUGGACAGCGAUAAUGGCGUGGAGUCGUAUGCUGGAGAAGUUGCGGUGCCCAGCCCGCUGUUGCGGCCAUCGUCAGAGUCAGGUCCGCCGCCUCCGUCGUUGCCAGCUCCGCCGUUGUUGUUUCCCUCGUCCGGUUCGUUGAAGAGCGAGCGCGUCACGCGUCCGCCGAUCAAAUCCCCUUCGUCGAGCGGUGUGUUGGUGUUACCUCCGAUCACGGACGACAGCGCGGACAGCGUCGACCCGCUGGCUACUGGCGGCAGUCAGACUCGGGUAAAUGAUGGGGAAAGUGGUGGGAACAGCGCGCUGGGCACAAGCACGAUCCUGUUUAUUAUCGUAGGGUGUAUCGUGGCAGCAGCUUUGGUGUUCGGGGCUGUAUGGCUUCGUCCGAAGCGUGCCGACCCUCUCGAGGUGUGUGAUCCAGACGAGUCUCGAGAACCAACGGAUGCGUAUCCGUACGCCGGGUCGGAAUCUGCUGGUCCGUACGAUGCGUCAAGAACGCCACGGGUGAUAACUGGUUACGAUCGAAUGGACGUGAGGGGCAGCAACGAGUACUUUGGCGCGUAG
Molecule: messenger RNA, 2226 nt
Organism: Hyaloperonospora brassicae
Lineage: Eukaryota; Oomycota; Peronosporomycetes; Peronosporales; Peronosporaceae
Source: the annotation of a GenBank genome assembly